AUGCCACGACGUAAAUCUCCUGACACGGGUAAAUGUAAGGCCUCUCGUACCAGAAGCCUGGGUGGAUGCAACACCUGCCGAAGAAGGAAAGUUAAAUGCGGAGAAGAAAGGCCUAAAUGUCAACGAUGCGCUAGCACUGGAUAUGACUGCAAAUACAACCUCGUCUUGAAAUGGCAGGAGGAAUUUGCCAGAAGAGGUGCAGCCUUUGGUCGAUCCGGCGUAUGGAAGAAACUUGACCACCAAGGAUCGACUUCGGAUGUUCAUCAAUCUCCUUCUUACGAUCUCUCGUCUGAAAUGGUUACACAGUGCUAUAUCCCGCACAUAUCGCAUCAUCAUUUUGUAAACGGGACUGUCGAGAACUUUCACAUAAUGUUGUCAUGUGAUCAAGACGACCCAGCCGGAGUUGAACGUGAACUAAUGAAUACUGCCGUCGAAGUCACUACUUUUACUUCUCCUAGAUUGAAGUAUAUUCCAGCCUUUACAGCAGUACCUCCUAGAUACCUUGUCUCAUCUCCUAUCAUAUCAUCGUUUCCUCAUGUGGAUGACACAAAUACAACUCUUCUGUUCCAAUAUUAUGUAGACCGUCUAUGUCCGCUAACAACUGCCAAUCAGUCCACAAACUCACCAUUCGCAACAAUAGUUCUCCCUUUCGCAUUGAGUACAUCGCAAUCUACCCUGCAAUCUCUUUUAGCACUUUCGGCGUGUCAUAAGAGUAAAACAGAUGCAUCCUGGGGACCGGUUGCCAUGCAGCUUAAGGCGCGGACUCUUCAUUUCUUGCGAGGGAGACUCGAUCAAGGAGACUCCGUAGAGAUAUCAAGAGAUCCCGAAAUUAUUACCAUAAGUAUGAUCAUGUGCUUGUAUGAAAUCAUCAAUACAUGCGAUGAACAGUGGGUAGUUUACCUUCGAGGCGCGCGCGAUAUUAUCCGGAUCCGAAAACAAUUCCCAUUACUAGCCACUGAAAAAAACCAAUGGCAGCCCCUCCUUUCAUUCUCAGAACGCUUCUUUGCAUACCAGGAUGUCCUGGGACGAACAGCAUGUGCCGGUGUACCGAAUUUCAAGAGUUGCGCUUGGACAUCCAAAGCUCACGAAAUCGAUAUAUCGAUGGGCUGUUCCCCAGAACUCUUCCAUAUAUUAGGGUCAAUUACAGAUCUGAUCAAACUGAAACGUAAAGAUCCUAUGUGUGCUUCUGGAGAUUUAUUUAUCAACAAAGCUGCAGUUCUGGAGCAACGACUCGAUGGUCUCGUUCAGACCGUACAUCAGGAUGAUGACUGUGUAAUUUUGCACUCGGCAGAAUUGAAGCGACAGGCGACUAUCUUAUAUCUUCACUGCACUUUGUACAACGCAUCGCCUAGCACAGUUUCGGUUGUCAGGCGAAUCCCUGAAAUUCUUCAAAUCAUUUCCCUGUGCCUAGACAGUGGCCUUGUAACAAGUUUGACAUGGCCUAUUUUCGUUGCGGCAGUGGAACUCAAUCCACUAGAUGACAUAAUCGUGGUUAACAAUAGAUCUCUGUCUGGGAGAGCAUUUAUUCUCAGUACAUUGGCAGUAAUGUCAACUUGUACCAUUGCGAACCUCGAGAGGACUAGAUCAGUCAUUGUUGAUGUUUGGCAACGCAGAGAUUUGUCUCUGUUAGCAAACACGACACAAGGCGUUACAAGCGACUGGGAGGAGUAUGUUGAGCCUGUCAGAUGCGGAGUAAAGCUCGCUUCUCGCCUGGACCUUCAUGAUGUAGCCAAGCUAAAAGAUCAGCCAUUCAAUUGGUAUUCUAUGAUCGAUUAUUGGGAUACAUGCUCUCCUUUGUCAACAAUGUACUCUGUAAACAGGUCUACACCCAAUAUGUCUCAAGUUCCAAUCGAAGAUGUUCCAGGUACCGAAUAUCUUAUCGACGUUGAUCACUCAGUGGAUCAUUCUCACUCAGGAGGGGUUUCAUCGAAUAUUGUCAUGAUUCCUCGGCCCACGACCUGUAGUGGAGAUCCCCUGCUUUGGCCGCGAUGGAAGAAAUACUACCAAUUGUUCCUUGUUGCACUCUAUGCUUGUGCAUUCAGUUUCGGAGAAAACACCCUCGGAGCUGCUUGGGAGACUAUAUCCAAGGAUACAAAUGUUAGCCUCACUAACAUGAAUGGCGGUUCAGCUCUCAACUACUUACUACUGGGCUUCUGUAACAUAUUCUGGAUACCUGCAGCUAAAAGACUUGGUAACAGAUUUGUGUUUCUGGCAACGACCCUAAUUUGCAUGUGUGCCGGUAUUUGGCUAGGCAAAUUCCAAGGUACUGGAGAGUGGAUGGGUGCCAUGAUCUUGAAUGGCUUGGGUACAUCAGCAUAUCAGGCUGUAAUUCAAUUAACCAUAUUCAACAUGUUUUUUGUUCAUGAACGUGGCAGAAUGCUCGCAGUUUAUCUGUUCGGGCAACAACUUGGAUCCAUCCUUGGUCUCAUCUCUGGAGGUUCUAUCGCCGAUGGCCCUGGAUGGAGAUGGAGUCAGUACAUUGUGGGCAUUAUCGAUGGCGUCUUAUUUUUGCUCCUAUUUUUUUCCUUCGAAGAGACGACAUUUCCGCGCUUUCUAUUCUCCUCCACAGGCACAGAUCGAGAUCGAACUGUUGCACCAGCAACUUCUGGCACGGGUAAGGAAGAUCUGGAGAUGUCAAAUACGAGGCUAUCGCACAGUUCCACUUCGGCAGAAUUGCCGUCUUCAUUGUUUCCAAGAAGAACCUACCUCCAAACCCUCACGAUAUGGGCAUACCAGUCAGAUGAUACGACAACAUACUGGGACUACUUCAAACGUCCCUUCUUCCUGUGGUCGUUUCCUACAGCUGUUAUUCCGGGGUUCAUCUUCGCUUUUGGAUGCACAGCUGGGAUAGUAUCCUUCAAUACAGUAUCAGAGAUCUUUUCCUCUGAUCCAUAUGACUUCUCAUCAACGACCGUUGGCCUUAUUUGUUUCGCAACUCUCAUCGGAUCUACUAUCGGUUACUUCACUGGAGUGUUAUCUGAUCAUAUUGUUAUUUUCCUUGCCCGCCGCAACAAAGGAGUCAAAGAGCCUGAAAUGCGUCUCUGGACCCUUACCGCAAGUUUCGUAUAUGCGGCUGUUGGGUAUAUGCUCUAUGGCUGGGGUGCUCAGACGCAGGCAAGCUGGGUCGCAGUUUCGAUUGGCUUGGGAGCUCUAAUUGCUCAGCAAGUAAGCGCCUGCACAAUCGCCACCGCAUAUGCAAUGGAAUGUUUCCCCGGUCUUGCCGGUGAGCUAGUAGUUAUAUUGGCAAUGUGCAGCUCCAUGGUCAAUUUUGCAAUUUCAUACAGUGUACAGCCCUUUAUCAAUGCUACAGGAUACGGCUGGGCAUUUUUCUUUUUUGGAAUGUGCGUUCUAGCUAGUAUAUCUGGUGGGGUGCUUCUUAUGACCAACGGAAAGAAUUGGAGAAGGAAAUGUGCUCCAAGGUAUCGACAAUAUAUAAACGAGACAACCAUACCGGUCUCUUGA
Messenger RNA from Botrytis fragariae, 3462 nucleotides. RefSeq names its product putative c6 zinc finger domain protein. The transcript has 9 exons. The coding region runs from base 1 to 3462 and encodes 1153 amino acids. Gene Ontology annotation, biological process: transmembrane transport; regulation of DNA-templated transcription. Lineage: Eukaryota; Fungi; Ascomycota; Leotiomycetes; Helotiales; Sclerotiniaceae. Gene Ontology annotation, molecular function: zinc ion binding; transmembrane transporter activity; DNA-binding transcription factor activity, RNA polymerase II-specific. The record is from RefSeq and is a predicted model, not a curated record.